This is a messenger RNA of Episyrphus balteatus (marmalade hoverfly), 2078 nucleotides long. It is a transcript of the gene gkt, whose product is annotated as probable tyrosyl-DNA phosphodiesterase. The transcript is spliced from 8 exons. Gene Ontology annotation, molecular function: single-stranded DNA binding; 3'-tyrosyl-DNA phosphodiesterase activity; double-stranded DNA binding. The coding region runs from base 122 to 1954 and encodes 610 amino acids. Gene Ontology annotation, cellular component: nucleus. The record is from RefSeq and is a predicted model, not a curated record. Gene Ontology annotation, biological process: single strand break repair; double-strand break repair. Lineage: Eukaryota; Metazoa; Arthropoda; Insecta; Diptera; Syrphidae.
ACCAUAGUAUCUCCCGGUCCCGUUCCCGAUACAAAAAAAAAAACAUUUUGAUUUUUGAGUAGUUGAAAUAUAUUUUGUUGAUUCUGAAAAAAUAAUUUGAAAUUGUUUUAAUUUGGCCGAAAUGACUUCAAAAAGACCUACCAAAGUCUGUCAAUAUGCUGAAAAUUGUUAUCGCAAAAAUCCAAUUCAUUUUGGAGAAUUUGCACAUCCGCAUCUCGAUGAUAUCUACGAUAAAGGAUUUAAUGAAUCAACUGGAGAAUAUACAAUUCCAGAUAGAUUGUUGAUGUCCAAAGAUGUGAUUUUGCUUCAGCUGAAAUUGCUGGAGAAAUUAUUUCCAAAAGCAAAGGGUUCCACAAAAAAAACUUCAGGUGAAACGCCGACAACGUGUAAAACAGCAAAGGAAAAGCCUGCUGAAAGAAUUGUCGAAGGAGGAGGAUAUGUUUUAGGAUCUUCCAAAACAGAACCUUCAAAAAUGAAAUCAGAUGAUGGUAAAUUUUCACGUGGACGCAGUCCACAACCUGUUGCUGGCACUUCAAAGGCAGCCACAACCUCAACAACUGAUGGAUCGAAUCUUUCAAAGAAACCAAAAAUUAAUCGAGACAUCAAAGAUUACAUUCCAGUUGUAUUACCAAAAGGACAAGCGGCAGCUAAAUUGGAGAAAGCUGCUCCUUAUAAUAUGUUCCUUACGGCUAUUACCAAUUCGAAGCCUACUCAUAGUGAGCCAUUGACAAUAACUCUUCAAGAAAUUCUUGAUGAAAGUUUGGGAGAAAUUGAAAUGUCUCUUCAGAUCAAUUUCAUGGUAGACAUUGGUUGGCUUCUGGGUCACUAUUAUUUUGCAGGAAUACUAGAAAAGCCUUUAAUUGUACUCUAUGGAGAUGAAACACCUGAGCUGAAAACAAUUUCGCAGCAUAAACCUCAAGUGACAGCUAUAAAAGUAAAUAUGCCAACACCAUUUGCUACCUCUCACACAAAGAUGAUGUUAUUUGGCUAUAAAGAUGGUUCUAUGCGUGUGGUAAUAUCGACAGCAAAUAUGUACGAGGACGACUGGCAUAAUCGAACCCAAGGACUGUGGAUCAGUCCCAAACUUCCAGCACUGCCCGAAGGUUGCGAUACAUCGAUUGGGGAAAGUAAGACAAAUUUCCGUUCGGAUUUGAUGUUCUAUCUUGUCGAAUACAAGUUACCAAAAUUACAGCCAUGGAUGGCUAGGAUAAGAAAAACAGAUUUCAGUGAAAUUAAUGUGUAUCUGAUAGCAUCAGUACCAGGAGGCCAUCGUGAAGGUAAUCGUGGCCAUCCAUGGGGUCAUGCUCGUCUCGGUCAGGUGCUAUCAAAUACUUGCGCUCCGAUAGAUGAAAAUUGUCCAAUAGUUUGCCAAAGCUCAUCCAUUGGCAGUCUCGGACCCAACGUUUCAGCAUGGAUACAAAAUGAUUUCCUAAAUAGUCUGCGCAAAGACUUGAAACCUCUUGGCUUGCGCAGGAUUCCACAAUUUAAAAUGAUUUAUCCCAGCUAUGGAAAUGUUAAAAAUAGUCACGAUGAUUUACUAGGUGGAGGUUGUUUGCCCUAUGGCAAAAAUGUCGAUGACAAACAGCCUUGGCUGAGAGAGCAUUUGCAUCAAUGGAAGUCGAAAGCACGACACAGGUCUCAAGCCAUGCCACAUAUCAAAAGUUAUACUCGGUGGUCAGAUGAGGGGGUUUAUUGGUUUGUUCUUACUUCGGCCAAUUUAUCAAAAGCCGCAUGGGGAGCUUUUAAUAAAAAUACUAAUAUGGGACAAUGCCUAAGGAUAGCUAACUUUGAAGCAGGAGUUCUAUUUGUACCAAAAGUUAUGAUUGGAGAAAAUACAUUCCCAAUGAAUACAAGUAGGAACGGGGUACCGCCAUUCCCAAUGCCAUAUGAUGUUCCUCUCACCAAAUAUGGUCCUGAUGAUAAACCAUUCCUAAUGGACUAUUUAAGGGCUUAAUUUAGUAUAAAUUUGUUUGCGAAGUUUUUGUUUUGUGCUUGAAAUUUUUUUUUAUUAUUUUGUGCGUAAAAUGUCAGUAUAUUACAAGUUAAUGUUAUGGGGAUCUAUUUUUACAUUAAAAAUA